AGAGGGCGGCGGAGUGUCAUUGGGGCAAGCCAGGGGGGCUUUAAGCCGCUUAUGCCGAGAGCGGGCAUGAGCGCCCAAGGAAGGCCGAAGGGAAGCAGCAGCAGCAGCUGUCUCCACCGCCUUGCGCCGGGAUUGUGAUCCGGAGGAAGAGGAGCCCCCUUCCCCCUCCUGCCUGCCCUUUUUGUGGGGGGAGAUGGGGAACUGCUUGAAAUCCCCGACCUCGGAUGACAUCUCCUUGCUGCACGAAUCCCAGUCGGACCGGGCCAGCUAUGGGGACGGGACGGAGCCGGAUCAAGAGCCGCCGCCGCCAUAUCAGGAACAAGUUCCAGUUCCAGUUUACCACCCGACUCCCAGCCAGACCCGUCUAGCAACCCAGCUCACGGAAGAGGAACAAAUUAGGAUAGCCCAACGGAUAGGUCUUAUACAGCAUUUGCCGAAAGGAGUCUACGAUCCAGGAAGAGAUGGCUCUGAGAAAAAAAUUAGAGAGUGCGUAAUCUGUAUGAUGGACUUUGUUUACGGGGACCCUAUCAGAUUCCUGCCAUGCAUGCAUAUUUACCACCUGGACUGUAUAGAUGACUGGUUGAUGAGAUCUUUCACGUGUCCUUCCUGCAUGGAGCCGGUUGAUGCAGCACUAUUGUCAUCCUACGAAACUAACUGAGCCAGGGCCUCUCUUCUGAUCGGUUGAGGAAAACAUCCGGCUUCCUGGGUCUUAUCCUUUGUCAUUCUGCCCAAAGAACCAGAGAUUAGGAAGUAAAAUCGUGCACAAUAAAAGCUUGUUUCCUAACAAUCGAAAGAAAACAAAAUCCUGCCUAAUUGCAGGUAGUGGCAGAGGGAGGGAGGAGGAAAUACGUUUUAGGGAAUAUAGAAAUAAGUAGGAUGUUAUUUUUUUGUAAAGCCUCGAUCUAGUGCUUAAAAACAGUUUCACUCCUUAAGACAGGUGUGUUAGCACACCUCUCCUGAGGAAUAGUACAGUUCCCGGCACAGUUGUGUGGACUUAAACCACCAGGAAGUUCUUGUGCCCAAGCAUCAGUGAAAUGAAUCAAGAGUGCUACUAUGAGAAGGAAAGGGUUCGAGAAAGGGAUGUUGAAGUAUCCUUUCUCCUACAGAAAGUGGCAAUUCUUGCCUGGUUUGCUUCGCAGGAUUCCUGGUAUUUGGGUCAAUGCUCUACUUACAAAAAAACCCCCAACAACUAUAUUUUAUAACACUGGCACAAAAAUAGUUUUAAGCUUGUUUGCACAGUUCUUUUUUUAUCCAUGAGAAAUGGAAUCCAUUUUGCCUUAGGUCUUUUUAAAUAAUGUAUUCUUAUGUUUGGGCUGGCUCUAUGCUUGAAAACCAGUUUAUUUAUAACCUGUUAUAAAAGUGCUAUAUUUUGUUUGCA
This is a messenger RNA of Anolis sagrei ordinatus, 1378 nucleotides long. RefSeq names its product ring finger protein 11 (gene RNF11). NCBI's taxonomy places the organism in Eukaryota, Metazoa, Chordata, Lepidosauria, Squamata, Anolidae. Gene Ontology annotation, cellular component: ubiquitin ligase complex. The record is from RefSeq and is a predicted model, not a curated record. Gene Ontology annotation, biological process: ubiquitin-dependent protein catabolic process. Gene Ontology annotation, molecular function: ubiquitin protein ligase activity.